This is a messenger RNA of Serinus canaria (Common canary), 10429 nucleotides long. RefSeq lists its product as uncharacterized. Bases 7340 to 8698 code for a protein of 452 amino acids. The record is from RefSeq and is a predicted model, not a curated record. Gene Ontology annotation, molecular function: protein binding. The transcript has 7 exons. Gene Ontology annotation, cellular component: Golgi apparatus. Lineage: Eukaryota; Metazoa; Chordata; Aves; Passeriformes; Fringillidae.
CGGGCGCGCCGCUCCCGCCCGCGGCUGCGGCCGACGAUCGGUGCUGCCCCGCCGGGCUCAGUGCCUGGGGCGGGCCCGAGGGGCGGCAGCGGGCGCGGCCCGGCUUGGUGCACCCCUGCCACACGCCGGCUCACGACGCUGUUUUUCCUUAUUUUCUUUUCCCUGCCCCCGUCUCGGUGGGGACAAGCCCAGCCGUGGUGGGGAUCAGAGGAGAGGGCGCUGAGGCCUGCCCGCCAGCGGAGUCACCUGCAGCAGCCAGAGCCAGCCCGGGGCCCGCAGAGGAGCAGCGCCCGGGCCGCAGGGGGAGAAGGGGCGCUGAGGGAAGGCGCUGGGGGCACUGAGCAGCGCUCAUGCACGCCCAGCAACCAAGGGAACACCGGCACAGCCUGGCCGUGCACACCGCGGUACUGCUGGGCAGCGGGGCUGUGUGCAGCUGGGCACAAAGUCGCUUUCACUCAAAGGUACGAAAAGAAACAAAGCGCAUGAAAGGAAGGAAGGGCCCUCAGCGCUCAGCAGCCAGGAGACCGCUGAGGACAGGGACCUGCCGCUUCCGCGAUGCUGCGCAGGAGGUCUGUGGUAGGAAUUGCCAGAGCUCUUGCUGCCUGCUUCCAGUUUAGGAGAUUCACCACCCUCUUUUUGCUCAUUCCCUUUUCCACAGUCAAAGAGCAUAAAGCACAAAAUGCCUUCUAUCGAGCAAAAGACAAACAAAGAAAUGCAGCCAUCCAAAACCCAAGCCAAAGUGCAUCUGGCUUGGGAUGAAUACUGGACCAUGUCAGCUGGGAGUGAGAAUUUUUCAGAAGGCUGGACUCCAGUCCAAAACGGACCCUGUCAUUUGGAGUCUGAAUAUGAAAACAGCUUGCAAAACAUUUUUUCAAGCUUCUGACAAAAGAGCUGGUCUUUCUUUUGCUCUGGUAUCUAGGCUACAUUGUGCAGGCUCAUGCAUAUCACUGGUUUUAUUCACAUGAGUAAUUCCAUUUGAAUUUGGAGCGACAACGUGUAUGUGUAAAGUUACUCAUAUGCUUUCUGUCUCUUUUAUAUCUUGAAAUUUUAUGGGGUUUUUUUUUCCAUUUGAUGGUGCAGCCCAGUAACUGUUGGCUUCAAGGUUAUAGUGAACCAUCACAGUUAUUAUUACUGUUUGUCAGCUGACACCUUUGUUUUCCUUGCCAGACUAAAAUGCAGCUAUUCCUCUCUAUGCAAUCUAUUUCAGCUCUGCAAUUAUAUCAUGUUUUUAUGCAACCAUCUUUCACCUGACGGUGUAAAUUCAUCUCCCCAUAAAAGAUCUUUUUGUGCUCAGCUUUUUCCCCAAUCAUGACUGACAGUCAUUCCAGUUGUGCCAUCUGAGUUUUUCUCACACCAGUCUCUCAUGACUUCUCCCAUACAGAAUAAUCUAAAUUCAUACUGAUUCUAACAGGAUAUCUGGAUGUUUUAGUAUCUGCCAGCUUGAACUUUUUAUUUUUCUGAUUGCCAAAUGCUCUUUCUUUCCUCCUUCAUAUUUCUUCAAGCUACCCCUUCUGUUAUUCUCAUAACCUUGUAUGUCUUCUCUAUCUCAUUGCUGCAUGUUUGUCUAAGGGCAAAAUGUCACGGGGACAAGAAAAACACAAUGUCUAUCUUCCAUGAAGUGUGGCAUUAAGUUUUAAGUGUGACUGAGUGUUUUAUUAGAUGCCUCUUUUCCUCAGUCAGGGGAUAUAAAGAAGAACCAAGUAAAAUUCAAUGCCGACUUUUUGGUUUUAAUGGAAGAUAACAGUUUUUCACUGACAGACUCUCAGCUGUCAGGCAUAUACUCUAGUACCUUAAUUCAUGCCUGAGGAGAGUAGUCAGGCUAAGCAGCCACUGACUCCUUUGUCAACCAGAGUCUUUCUUCCUAACCUAGAAAAUUUUGUGAAUUAGUGUGAGUAGAGUCUCCCUUAGGAAAUAAAGUAUUUUGAAGUUACUUCAGCAGCAGAUCACAAGCUGUCAAGAAGAUGCAUUCAGUCACACCUAAGGACAGAUUUAUUACAUUCAAUCUCCAGGGGACCUGCCUACUGUACCUUGAAAGAAUCCAGCUACUUAGUUUUUGUGAAAUCCCACAAUGAUGCCUUCUAGGAACACUGAGAACUGCUAUUUCUGGGGGAAGGGUGAUGACCUGUGCAUUGAAAUGACCUGCUCCAGUGGUGACAGUACAAAUUACUUCCAAGGAAAGGCUAAAAGGCCAAAUAUAUCUUAAGACUGCCCUAAGAACAUGGUGGGAAUUUCUCAUUUCUUUCCUCAUAAAGACUGAGGACCAGGAACUGUAUUUCCUCCCUCUGUCAUAUGUAGAAGAUGCAAAAUCACCUGUUUGUCUCGGGUAAUUUCUGCAGAGCUGCCCUGCUGCAGCAACACUUCACAGUCAGGGUGUCCAUUCCAUUCUCUGUUGUGCUGAGACCACAACAGAGACAGAGUUCUGCCCACGGGUGGAGUCACCAACAGGACCCUAAAUAAGAUUUAAAAAGCAGAUUAGGUUCCUGAAGUGAAUAUCCUGUUAAGGACCAUAAAUAAAUAAAACCCAUACACACAUUGAAUAUGAGCAUAAACUUUUGAUCAGACAUGACUGCUACCCUAAAUUUAUAUAUCCAUAACAUGCUAUACUUGUGCCACCCAUGGAUGUGUAUUUAGGGAAGCUCUUUCUCAGAAACUUCAUUCAAAAUUGAGAUGUAGUUUAAUGAUUAAUUGCAAAUGUAAAUUGUAAUUAACCGAUUACCUGGGGAGGUCUGAUAAUCAAAACUAUAUAUUCUAAUUUUUUGUUUAUAAAAAAACCCAUUCUUUAAAAAAACACCAAGCUAUCAAACAACAAACAAACAAAAACCAAACAAAAUCCCCAGCAAAUGAAAUUUUAAUUUACUAAGGAAACUAAGGUGGGAAAAAUGUAUUCACUUUCAUCUUACCAUAAAUCAUAUUUAAAUACAGUGGAAAAGGCAAUUUCCUGAUUCAUAUGUUAGAAGUAUAUAUAAAAAUGUAACGACCCCAGAAAUAUUUAAAAUACUGAAUUUCUUUUUUCCAGAUACUCCUCCUCCAUCAUAUUUGGGAAAUAGAUGAAAUAUUUACUGUAUUAUUCUAAACCAAGUUUGUAUUUUUGUGUGUGAUAAAUUUGUUUACGUAAAGAAAUACCUAGCAUAUAGAAAAUACAACUGCAUAUAUUUAUAUUUAUUUAUUAAGUUAAUUUAUUACUACUUAAGAAUUCACUUUGUAGCAGAGAUUAAAUAGUGUUACAAAACAGUAACGACUAAAGGAUUUUCAUUCUUGGGUGAAAGCUUCUAGAAAAAAAAAAGACAAAUUGUUUGCAAAUUUUAAUUUUGCAAUGAUACACAUACAUAAAUUUAUUAUGAACUUCUAAAAUUAAAGCUUUAAUAUUAAUGUGAUCUGAAUUAAAGAAAAGCAAUCUCUUGCCUGCAGAGCUCCAGAAAGAGGCAGUGAGCUUUUCUCUGGGAGAGACUGAUGGUGUUCUCUCUGUUGUGCAGUGAUGGUGCCAAUGCCCUCGGUGCUGUUACAUACAGAACCUUACAGCAUAGAGAAACUGUAAUUAUAUGUUUAUAACAUAUAAUAGAAGAUGUUGUAGAAGCUGCAAUAUAUGCUGUUUCAGAGGAGUUGCCCCCUCUAAAAUACCUGUUCAUGUCAAAAAGCAUUUUGGAGCACUGACAUAUAGCAGUGAUCAUGCUUACAAAUACUGUCCUAAACUUGUUAAAAUUCAACUAAAAGUUUUUCAAAUAAAAGCUGUCCAGUUUUUCUGUCAGUUUUUAGUAUAUCUGCUCUACACUUUAUUCAGACAACAGGUUUGUUAUUGUUUUACUUGAAAGUACCUGUCUUUCUUCUGAACCCUGAAAUCAGGAUGGAGCCACAUCCCACGUCUUCUGCUUUGAUUUGUCAUUUUACAAACCCUCCUUCUGUCCUUCAGCUUCUCCCUGUAAGAAACAAUACCUCUUUCUGUUUCCUUCCUUUUGUCUUGACUCCUGCACUUGUAAGCUCAGUCAUGUGGUAACUGCAUGUCUUACAACACGUGGCAAAGCCAGGCCCCUAUUUCAGUACUCAAUGCUAAUAGUACAGAACUGUCACAGACACCCAACAGUCCUAGAGCCAUUCACAUUUUCAGGUUGAAACUCUGAAGCUGAGCAUCUCUGAAAAUUACUUCCUGUAUUUUGAAAAAAACCCCAAACCAAAACAAAAAAAAACCCCACCACAGAAACAGUUCAGGUUCUCUUGAGUUUAGGAAAAAAUAAAAUAGCAAACCAGAGGAUACUGGAUUUACCACACAUAGUGAAGCAUGGCACGGAAACAUGAUAUACUGAAAAAAAGCCUUUUUCUCUAUUCUAAACGAGUUGGGUUUGUUUCUAAACUUUUCUAAAACUUCUAAAACUUGUAAGGGCCUUGCAAGUCUCCAGAGUUUCCUCAUUCAUGCAGGCAGUCCCAUUAGAACAAGACUUAAAUAAAACCACCUCUAGAACCAAGGUUUCUGGGAUAAGUACAAAUGGGAAGAUCUGUUAUUAUUUUUGAAAAGCAGUAAAACAUCAAGUUGCCUAGUGAGAAAAUGCAGUGUUCUGUCUGGAAAGGCUCAAGGCUUGAGUUCAGAAAACUGGGUCAUUAACAAAAAAGCCCCAAAACAGAACAAGAUUUCCUACUUGGGCCCCUCCCCAUAUGAGUGGUUUUAUAUCACAUUAUAUUCCAAAAAGCUUGAUCAUUUUAAAAAUGAAACUUUUCUGAGUGUAUUGAAAACAGAUGGAAAUUAAUCAAGGGGCCAAGGCAGAAAAAAGCUUUAAUGAAGAUCUAUUUAAGCAAUAUUUUAAAUAAAUAAGUCAUUUGUCUGAGAAACCACAUCUAUCAGAAAUAUAAAUAAUUAUAUAAUGAACAUAUAAACUACAUUUCCUGAAGUAAUUCCUGUCUUGCUACAUUUCCUGAAUUAUUUGUAUUAUGAAACAGUAGUGGGGCACCAUUAAUUGAUACACUCAGUGCUAUAGUUACUGCACUAAUUGCAGCUCUCCAGGCCCUCCACUCAGCUCCUCCACCCUUUAACAAUAGGGAUUGAUUGCACAGGAGCUAUUUUUAGAAUGGAAUUGCAGAAGACUUUGGAGAGAAGCAGACAUUUUUGUGUGUGCUACAGCUGUUUUGGAAAAAAAAAAGUUGAAUAAAAAUGUUCAGAGUUGUUUUUUUGGAUUUUUUUUCUGAAGUCAGAGCUUCCUAUUGGAUAACUGAUAUUGUAUCAAGUUGAAACUGAGGUCAGUGGUGCAGGACACAGAAGACAAGGCUCAGUGACAUUGUUCUCAGAAGAGGAACAGCUUUUUUUGGAAAUGGGACUGCUCAGGUUGACAGUAGAUGAACUCUGGUGGGUUGGGUUCUGCAGACAGGCAAUCCAGAAGUCAAGUUUGCAAUUUAAAAUACCAGUGAUGAAAGGCAAGAUUCAUUAUUAACUUGGUGGGUUUUUUUCCCCAGCUCUGAAGUGGAGCAGUUAACUCAUUGUUUGGGAUUGUAGGUCUGCUUCCAAGAAUGCUUCAGCUGAGAGCAAACAGCCAAGAUUCACAAGGGCCAGCCGAUGCUGAAAAGGUGUGACUGGGAGGUGACACCCAUUCAGUUCAUGCCUGCUUGGCCUUUUGUUAAUUCCAUCCUGCUGGCCUGCCUUGCAAGAGUUCAGCUGGGCUAGAUAAACAACUGGACAGGACUUUGUUGCUAAUCUGUUCUAUGAAAUCAGGGCUGUCAUCAUCUCUGAAUGUUUGUACAACAGGAGGCAAGGCUUGGAGGAAGAAAAACAAGCAGAAAUAUGUAGGAAGAAGAAUAACCAGCUUUAUAACUGAGAAAGAAACCACAAACAGCAAGGGGACAAGCUUGUUUUACCUUUGUAAAGUAUUAGUGACCUAUCACCAUUUUCAGAGUUAAUCAUAUCAAUAGCAGUAAUACCUUGGCAUUGUUACACUGCACUGCAUCAGCAAAUUUGAAGUGUUAUGCUAAGGAAAAGAUUGUCCCCAUUUAGUUGUGAAAGUGAAUGGUUUGGCUGUGGUUGUUCAGAAGCUUGGCAGAGUUAGGGAGAUAAUCCCUGUUUCAUGCCUUAAGCUGCAUUUCCUUUUUCAAUGGGAUGCCAGAAAGCAUUAUGGACUUACACACCUAUAAUGUGUCAUUACUUCAUAUCUGCUAAUUCCCCUGGACAUGAGAAAUGCACCCUUAGUGCCACUCAUCUUUGUAUUCCUUCAGAGAAAACAUACAAAGAAUAUACUUCAGUUUCUACAGUAAUAGCUUACAAUACUGUUUGCAUAAAAAAAAAAAAAAUCCCAACAAAAUUGAAGUAGUUAAUCUUGCCUGAAUAUGCUGCAAGAGAUUCUCUAGCAUCUCUUUGUCACUGAAUAUAUUCCAAUCUUAAAAGGGGUAAAUUUUAGAGAUUAAUGGAUGAUAAGUUAGGUACAUUAAUUUCGUAUUAAUAUGAAAUAUAAUUAGCUUUUGUAUCUAGCUUGUUUUACUGUAAUCUUUGUUCUUCCUCAAGUUAAGUGCAGCCCUGGACUUACACAUUACUCUUAGGUAAAUGACUCUUCCCUAUUGAUAUCCAUCCUGGGUUCGCAAUGCAGCUGGAAUCUGGCUCCCACUGAAAAGUGUUUGAAUUGGGAGACUUUGCCACUUCAUUUGGUGUCAUGCCACCUCAGACACAUUAUCAACACAAAUUCCAAAAUCUGGUCUAAUGCUUGGGGCUUUUUGGGUGUGCUUUCUAAAAUAACCUAUGUUAAAAUAAGCCACUGUUUUGAAGAGGGUUAAUAGAAGAAUGUUUUCCUGGUAGUUAUGUCUUCACAGAACACAGUGACAUCUUGUGGCAUGGGAAGGGCUGGUGUCAUUUUUUUCCAGAUGCAUCCUCAUUUCAGCAGCAUUACAGAUAAAAGUCUAAACAAAUUCUGGACAACUGCUAAUGCAUUACUUCCAUCUGUAAUAGUCACUCUUUCUAAAGUUUUUUUUAAGUACAGGUUUGUCUGAAAUACUCCUUUAGUUGUGAAAAUAGACCAAGCCAUGGUAUUGUAAAUGGUAGUGUGUUGGAGCUUCACUGAUUUCAGUACACUGAUAUUCCUUGGAAACUUUCAGCUCCAGGAAUGUUCCUGUCCCAGCCUCACUGGUACAAGAAUCUGAGUCAGAAUUUCAGGUGCUUUACUCAAGUUAGUGUAUUAUCACAGAGGGACAAAGUUGUCCAAUGUUGCUUUUGAAAAGAAAACACAGUAACAUUUUAUCAUAAAGUGGAGACUUUUCCUUUUUUGUCUUUUUGCUGACCAAACAGGGUUUAACCGUGUCCCUGAUAUUUUGGGACCCUUCUCUGACAUGGCAGCCCUUAGCAAGUUGAUCCUUGGAUAAGAUCCUGGUUAUCAGCAUGAAGGGAAGAGCUGCCGGCGGUGCGCGGGGAGCGGCCGAGGCGCAGCAGCCGCGUCCCUGUGACCGAUACAAGCACGCCUGUGCUGUUUGCAGAGGCUUUGUUUAUCUCUACGGAGGGCACGGCGGCAGCACCACGCUGAGGGACUUCUGGAGAUACCACACAGUGAAAAAUGAAUGGAAAAUGUUGGAUUGCUCAAGAGAUGGUCCAGAAGAACUGGAAGAACAUUCAAUGGUGGCUUAUAAGGGCAGCCUGUAUAUUUUUGGUGGGAUGGUGGAUUCUGCUUUCACACAAGCAAAAACUCCUCUCUGGAUAUAUGACAUUGAUUCCGCAAGAUGGACAGAGAGCUGCAACGAACCAGCAGAGACGGAGGGCUCUGCACCAGCUAACAGAAAAGGUCACAGUGCAGUUGUGUACCAUUCCAGCAUGUACAUCUAUGGGGGAUACUUUGGCAUCAAAGGCAUUUCUCAAGAGUUUUGGGAAUUUCAUUUUGAUACAAGCAAGUGGUUGCGUGUCUCCAGCCCCUGUCACAGCAGCAGUCCCGGAGCACGGCACGGCCACUCGGCAGUGGUUUAUCACACAGCCAUGUACCUCUUUGGGGGGCUGGUGGGGCUCACUGAGCAGAGGGACUUGUGGAGGUGGGACUUUGGAAGCAGCAGCUGGUCCAGCAUCAGAACAAGCCAAGGACCUCCUCCAGUGGUAGGUCACGCUUCAAUAGUCUGCAAAGACUCAAUGCUGAUUUUUGGUGGAGGGAUUUCAAAUUCCAGCCCUAAUGAUGACCUCUGGAAGUAUCAUUUCCAUACACAGACAUGGAAGAAGCUUAGUAGUACUACAAAGGGAAACUUUUCUCCUAAAAUGUAUCACUGCAUCUUAGGAAUUGGUGUGGAUUUCCAAACUACCUCAGAUUUCACUGAUACAUUCCCCAGCCACUGCAAGAGUGAGCAGAAGGACCAUCCCCAGCUGGUGCCUAUCCUGAGGCACUCUGGCUUUUGCAGCUUCUUCUGCCCACAGCCCACGGAACGGAGCAACGCCAUAGAAAUGAAAACCUUCAGCCUGCCCCUGGAGCCAGCAGAAUUCCCUGCCUUGCAGACCACUGCAGAGGCAGGGCUAGGCCCAAAGAGAGAUGGGAGCUGUUUGUCCAAGGACAAGUCUCUCCCUCUGUUGGCUUGUUCGGGAGAGGCUUUUGCCCCUGCUCAGGCUAUGAGUGAAGAGGAGAGACCUGACUGUGGGUGUGUGGCCACAGGGGGUGGCCACACACCCACAGUCAGCAGGACCAACACACUGCUGCUCAUUGGGGGCAAACCUUUGUCCAGCUUCUCUGAGAUCUCCUUCAGGCAAAUGGAGUUUGAUUGCUUGUGAUUGCUUUGCUUGCAAAGUGAAGGAAUAAAUUUCCACCACCGUGGCAGUAGGUGGAAAACCAACUGCUUGCAACUGUCUUCAGCUUCCUAUCAGCACGCUGGGGAAAAAAAUAAUUAAACCUUCUCAUACUUGCUGCGAACAGAUUUUUUACAAUGUUAACAAAACCUGACAUAUAUUUAAGUCACAACUUGCAUGUAAGUUGUGAUUUCUGAGAGGAGCUUGUUGGAAUGCUGCUCUUUUUGUUACUUUUCUCCUGGUCACUUCAUACUCUUUCAAAUUGCCAGUGGCUGAGGCUGCCUUGAAAAUCAGAACUGCAGUAGCCCAUGUUGGCUCCACAAGAUGCCAUUUCAAGGGCAAAGCUUGCUCAUCUAGCACUGGCAUAAGAGAGAAAUAGUCACAUUUGAGGUAUUCAAUUAGUUGUAACAUGAAUGUUCUCUAAUAUUUUAUAUUCUUGAGUAUCCUUUGCACAAUAUAUUUGCAACAUGAGAUGGCCAGUGACAAUGGAACCCAACAGACAAAUCAGCAACUGAGUUCUAGAAGAUAUUCAAGGAUUGUAUAUAACCUUGAGGAAGGGAAACAAUGAGUGCCUCCUGGAAAUCAUCGGCAAGGACCAGAGGAAGGGCAUUAUACAUUAUACAAAGGAUGUGCCAAAUGAGUGUUGGCUUUUAUGGCUGAAGACAGAAUCAAAAGGGUUUCAUUUCCCACAUUGGGGUGGGGAGGGAACAGAAAGAGGAGGGCUUGACAGAGUGGCACAAAGCAUGGGCUGUUUUGACUGGUAACUCAUGUUUUAGCCCUAAAGAGAUUUCUGCUUUUCCAACUCUUUUUUCACCCUACAUAGUACUUGUUACACAUUUCCUCUCUGUAGUAGUAAGUUCUGAGUUCAUAUAUAGUUUUUCUUUUCUGAAAAGAAAAAGUGCUUGUUUUGCAAGGUAAUAUUGUCCAGCGUUCAAAGCGUUUAUUUCCAUAGAAGUUAUUAAAUGCUGGUCUACUGACAGAACAGCUGCUGUCUGUAAGAACUGCUGGUAUCUGAAAUUACCUGGAAGUGAAAGUUAGUACUUCCAAAUAUUUGAAAAGUUCACUUUCCAAAAGUUUCAUAGGAAUAAUGACUUACAAGUACUUUACAGAUUUAAAGAAUAUUUAGAGAUACUUUUAUCAUGUCUUCACAAGUAACUGUCAUGUGAAUUCAAUAGGAAAAUUAUAGAUGGAUUUGCAAAAGCUAUUUAAGAGUUAUUUGGACCAUCCAUGACCCUUACCUGGAAACAGAGAGGACUGUACACUGCCACAUGAAUAAAGCCUGCUCCGUUUCCUAUCAUAUUCACCUUUGUGCUCAUAUUCACCUUUAUGAGUCUAAAAUACGUGUUUGUAUUUUUUAACUGAACAAAGAACUUACCUUUCUGACCAAGGAACACAUUUCUGCAAGCCCUAGUCAUUUCCCUGCACUUCAGCCAGCUUUGAGGGCUGACCAGGCUUUGAAUUUCUUCUCCAAGACAAGAAUUUCCCAGUUUGAGGAGGUUUGUUUGGAAGUGACAUCAAUACCGCAACUGAGCUGAGCACGUACUCAGCACUGCAGUCUUAAAUCAGCAGCUUGUUUUCCUCGUGCUGACUAACAUGUCUGUUUUGGCUUUAUCCUGAGAGCUACCGUAACAUACAGCCUUUUAUCUAGGAUUGACAAGAGAAGGAAAUUUAACUGGAAAAGGCAACAAUAAACCAGUGAUUUUUCCAAGUCACGCG